ACAUCUCAUUAUCCUCGUCAUUCUUGCCGUCUUCAGCUCCCAUGACUGCCUGCGUCUGCGUCUCUGCUCCACAAGCCUCUAUCUCUGACUCCCAUGCUAUGUGACGCCUCUGACCGUCUUUCUCUUCCGUGUGGAUCUCGGUGAAUCAUAUGCUGCAGCCCCCGCGAGAGCCCGAGACCGACAUCGCCCAUCACAUCUCACCACCAACCAGCACGCAUCGUCACUACGCUCUCGUGACCCAACUUCUCGCUGUGUGCUGUGGAGCAUGCGAGGUGCGCCUCGUUUCUAGACUAGCUGAAAAUGCUUGCAUGCUUCCGCGAAUAUCAUACCUGUCUCUUCUGCCUCGACGCCCAACUCCCAAGCGGUGCUCUUCUGUACGCCUCCUCCCGCCGCUCGACGCCGCUCUGUGCUCUCGCGCCCUUUACUGCUUCAGCUCGGCAUAUCCUUGUCAACGUGUCUCUUUUCUUCUUCUUUUUGCUCCAUGGUACUUUUCAUUGGUCGUGAUAUAUCCACUCUAUCAUAAUACAUACAGGUGGAUAUCUCCGGUGGUUCUCAUUACACUCCGCCAGGUACUCGUCUACACCAUAGUUGCUUCGGCUGCCUUAUUUUGGACCCCUGCGCCGCUACCAAUACUCUCCAUUUUAUGCCUUGAUCACGUCUCCAUAGCUUAGAUCUUGUUUACCAAGCCUCGGUCAGUCUUAAGCUGGCUAAGUUUCUCAAGCGCCUCUUCGACAGGGACCAACGAGCCCUUGGUCUGGGUGGCUUGGUCGUCUCGGUUUCGGAUGUUAAGGGUGCGACUGCUGGCCUCCUCGGCACCAACCACUGUGCAUAAUUGUUAGCUGCUGCACGGGAAUCCGGCAAGUCUGGCAAUGUCUCUUACCAAAAAUAAAGUUGUACUGCUCC
Messenger RNA from Ilyonectria robusta, 903 nucleotides. RefSeq lists its product as uncharacterized. The record is from RefSeq and is a predicted model, not a curated record. Lineage: Eukaryota; Fungi; Ascomycota; Sordariomycetes; Hypocreales; Nectriaceae. The annotation marks the transcript as partial. The transcript has a single exon.